CCUAGAAGUGCCUUAAUAUUAUAGAAGGGAAAAAGACAAUGAUUGGAGGUCCCAAAGUCCUACCCCGCCCCCUCGCGAAUCUUCACGCGACUCUUAAGCCAUUAUCACACUUCUACGUUAAUCGUCGCGGAAAAAACUCUCAUAGACGCCUCUUUUCAACUUAUCAAAACAGACAAGUUAGACUUGCAUCUACAAUGGCGAAGCCGAUUCGUGUUUGGGUGUCUCCUCCUGGUUCGAACUCUUGGAAGGUUAUCUUCAUCCUAGAGGAGCUAGGAAUCCCCUAUGAGACCGUUUCGCUCCGCUUUGAAAACAUCAAGAAGAAACCAUAUACAGACAUUAAUCCAAACGGUCGUGUUCCGGCUAUCGAGGAUCCAAACACCGACAUCACAGUGUGGGAAACGGGUGCUAUCAUCCAAUAUCUCAUCACGAAAUAUGACACCGAACACCGUCUAAGCUACGAUACCUUCAAAGAACAAACUCACUGUAACCAGUGGCUCAUGUUCCAGGUCAGCGGCCAGGGCCCAUAUUACGGACAAUGCACUUGGUUCACUUAUCUUCAUAAAGAAAAGAUUCCAUCUGCGAUUGAGCGCUACGCAAAUGAGGUCAGGAGAGUCCUCGGCGUGCUCGAGGGCGUACUUGCUGCCAAACCAGAGCCGCGAUGGCUAGUUGGCGACCGCAUGACAUUUGCGGAUAUGGCAUUCGUUCCCUGGAACAACCGUCUGGAGACGAUCCUGAGCGUUCCGGAAGAGAAUAAAUGGGACGGGUUCCCCAAUGUCAAGGCUUGGCACGAGAGCAUGAAUAGCAGACCGUCGUGGAAAAGAGCUAUGGAUCUGCGUACGCGCCUCAUGGACGAGCAAGGUCUCGAUUGGAAUGGCAUGCCUAAGGGCACGAAGAGCUUUGAUGAGUACCAGAAGAGUCUUAAGGAAAAGGAUGAUGCAGCGGAGAAGGCGUGAGCUGAUAUGAUAGUGUUUGAGACAAGUUCUAAACUAAGAAGCUGUUGAUAUGAUCUACAUAGGUAAUGAACCAGAGAUAGGUUAACAUUAUGAACAUUGCUGUA
Annulohypoxylon truncatum is the source of this 1057-nucleotide messenger RNA. Its product is annotated as glutathione S-transferase. Bases 39 to 953 code for a protein of 304 amino acids. The transcript has 5 exons. NCBI's taxonomy places the organism in Eukaryota, Fungi, Ascomycota, Sordariomycetes, Xylariales, Hypoxylaceae. The record is from RefSeq and is a predicted model, not a curated record.